Chenopodium quinoa (quinoa) is the source of this 921-nucleotide messenger RNA. Its product is annotated as protein MAINTENANCE OF MERISTEMS-like. The transcript is spliced from 5 exons. Gene Ontology annotation, biological process: meristem development; meristem maintenance. Lineage: Eukaryota; Viridiplantae; Streptophyta; Magnoliopsida; Caryophyllales; Amaranthaceae. The record is from RefSeq and is a predicted model, not a curated record. Bases 1 to 921 code for a protein of 306 amino acids.
AUGCCGUUAAUAUCUACUUUUGUGGAGAGGUGGCAUCCAGAAACAAAUUCAUUUCAUCUACCUUUUGGAGAGAUGACAAUAACGCUACAUGAUGUUUCAUACAUUUUAAGUACUCCUAUCACCGGAGAAGCAGUUUUUGACAAGUCAUCUACUAGUGUUAGUCCUUAUCUUCUACCAUACUUGGUUGAUUUGGAAAAGGUUAAAGAUUAUGCAUGGGGUGCUGCUUGUUUGACAUAUAUGUUUAAUGCUCCUUUGGGCUUGGAUAUAUGCUUAUUUUUGACAUUUCGACCCCAAAAGAACAAGGAAUGGGAUUUAAGUUUACCGCAUGCACAACAAUGGAUCCGUCCAUAUGUUCAGAGUGUUGGUAUUGAUUCUUUGGUGUCUAAUAGACGCAUACUAGAUGAUAUGAAAGUUUAUGAGGUAGUGUGGACUCCAUUUGAUAGAAAUCCUCAUCAGACGUUUCCGAUCACAUUGUAUUCCGGUGUAAUUCAUUUUAGGGAUAUUACAGAGCCAUAUAUGCCUGAUCGUGUAUUGAGACAAUUUGGAUAUGUGCAAAUUAUACCCAUACGUCUAUUGCAUCCCAAAACUAGUUAUAGAGGACCAGAGAACAACAAAUAUAAAUGCAAAUACGAUGAGAACCUUCGUGCAUGGGAUUCUUGGAUUAAUCAUUGUUUUAGAGUAGGUGAAGCGGGUUCUUAUAGAGCAAAUUUUUCCACUGAAAUGGUAGAACAUCUGCAAUACUUAGGUGCAAGAGCUUACCCACUCCACCCAGACGUUCGACACCGGAAUGAUGAUGUGACAUUUUGGCAAUGCCUUGAUGAUUUAACCCGCCACUUAGAAGAUUGGAUGCCAAGAGUACAAGAUGAUCAUCAAAGAAGAGGUGUAGGUGGUGGUUCAAGGAGGGGUAGUCGAAGGGGAUAA